CUAAAUAAACCGGCUAGCUAGGGGUCUUGGCGAACGAAAAAGGGGGAAGCGGUGGGCGGUGCAGGAAGAGAUCCAUGGCGUCGAAGGUGUCGCUCAAGGGGAAGAGGAAGGCCGGGAAGGGCUCCAAGGGGCCGGAGGAGCGGUCGGCGUGCAAGUGCUUCAAGGAGUGGAGCACCUGGGCGAUGAAGAAGGCCAAGGUGAUCACUCACUAUGGCUUUAUUCUCCUCAUCAUCACCAUCGGCAUGAACUCCGAGCCCAAGCCCCAGCUCUACCAGCUGCUCAGUCCCGUCUGAUGCCUCCCUCCACCAUCGGCAAGCUUUUAGGAGAUUUGGAUUGCCGACGAUCGAUUUCCAUUAGGUAUGGCUGACCUUGUUAUACUGCGUGCAUCACUAGGGUAGAGAAAUCAGUCCAAGAUUGUGUUACUUGUGAUCGAUUUCAAGAACAGUUUGCGGACUCCUUUACCCUCUGUCGAUCAUCGUAUGUGAUUGAGCCUGAGAUGUAUGCUGACAGAAUCUUUACCGAUAGAUGACAACAUGUAUGCAAGCAAGAGACUCUUACUGCUUCCUAGCACUAGCAUUUCCCUGUGGGCGGGCACUCAACCUUCUUCUUGACUCCUCAUUCAAAAGCUCCUCAAUUCCACCAGACCAUGUGCGUCCAUCAGCGGAAACGGAAGACGCAGAGCCGGUAAAAGGAAGCCAGUCUGACAUCGAUAUGGCACAAGCAGCAGCAGAGGCAGAGGUGGACGUGGUGGUGCCGAAGAUUUGGGCUCCGGAAUCUCCGGCAUUCUUGGAAAUCAGUGAAGGCGACAUCCACUCUACUGCUUCGGCCAUCUCAGGUCUCGUCAUCACAGAGAAGUGGGAAACUGGAGGCCGAAGCUACUUCAAAAGCAGC
Molecule: messenger RNA, 891 nt
Organism: Musa acuminata AAA Group (dessert banana)
Lineage: Eukaryota; Viridiplantae; Streptophyta; Magnoliopsida; Zingiberales; Musaceae
Product: mitochondrial import receptor subunit TOM7-1-like
Exons: 2
Coding region: 75-293 (72 amino acids)
Biological process (GO): protein import into mitochondrial matrix
Cellular component (GO): mitochondrial outer membrane translocase complex
Source: RefSeq, a predicted model, not a curated record